Molecule: messenger RNA, 1212 nt
Organism: Lasiodiplodia theobromae
Lineage: Eukaryota; Fungi; Ascomycota; Dothideomycetes; Botryosphaeriales; Botryosphaeriaceae
Product: DNA repair protein
Exons: 1
Coding region: 1-1212 (403 amino acids)
Biological process (GO): nucleotide-excision repair, DNA damage recognition; UV-damage excision repair; base-excision repair
Cellular component (GO): nucleotide-excision repair factor 1 complex
Molecular function (GO): damaged DNA binding
Source: RefSeq, a predicted model, not a curated record
AUGUCGUCCUCCGCCCGCCGUCCAACUCCGCCUCUGCAAUCAAACAAGCCUGGCAACGCUGCUCUGAACCCAGAGCAAGUGCGCCAGCUCGAAAUAAGCCGACUAAAAGCCAAAGCCCUCCGCGCUCAAGCCGACGCAGAAACCGCUGCCGCUCCAGCGUCCAGCACCAGCAGCGCUCACGCCGGCCAAAAGCGGCCGCACUCUGCCAUAAGCACCACAACGCGCUCGCGCAACCACCGCGAUGGUACUUCCGCAACUGCUGGCACGGCUGGCAAGAUCGCGGCCGCGAUGAUGACGGCACCGUCGGACAACGCGUACGUGCGGCCGGCCAAGAAGUUCGAGAAGAGCAGCUACAUCGAGUACGACCUGUCGGCCAUGACGGACACGAAGGGCGGCUUCCUCUCGACAACCGACGACCCGCACAACAAGGCGCUGAACUCGGGUCUCGCCGCCAACAAAGAUGGCGAGGAGCAGAAGCCGGCGCAUAUGACGCUGGCCGAGUGGCAGCGCCACCAGCUACUCAAGAAGCUGCGCGCCACCAAAGCCGGGCCCUUCGAGCCGGGGCUCUCGGUGCUGGACGACAAUAGUGCCGCGCGCAAGUGUCGGGAGUGCGGCUCGCGCGAGAUCGAUUUCCAGUGGCAGGAGGUGUUCGGCGUGGGCGUGUGCGCGGCGUGCAAGGAGCGGCUACCGGAGCGGUACAGCUUGCUAACCAAGACGGAGGCGCGCGAGGAUUACUUGCUUACGGACCCGGAGCUGCGUGACGAGGAACUCUUCCCGCGCCUCGAGAAGCCGAAUCCGCGCAGCGCGACGUAUCACAGCAUGCAGCUUUUCUUGCGGUGCCAGCUCGAGGAGUACGCCUUCUCUGCACGGAAGUGGGGGAGUACCGAGGUGCUGGAUGCGGAGUUCGCGCGGCGCGAGGCGGAUAAGAAGGACCGGAAGGAAAAGAAGUUCAAGAGUAAGCUGGAAGACUUGAAGAAAAGAACCCGCGUCGAGGCGUAUAAGCGGAGCAGACAGGCAGGCGCGGCAGUGGGAGACGGCAUCGGCUUGGAUGGCUCGGGUGGCCGUCCGACAGCGCAAUUCGGGGACAAGGUCUCCGGGAGGUUUGACCGGCAUGAGCACGAAUGGGGUCGAGCGGUAGAGGAUCCGGAGACGGGCCUGGCGAAGAAAAGAUGUAUAGAGUGCGGGAUGGAAGUCGAAGAGCUGGAAUUCUGA